Pseudoliparis swirei is the source of this 803-nucleotide messenger RNA. RefSeq names its product mannosidase beta like (gene manbal). The coding region runs from base 172 to 444 and encodes 90 amino acids. Lineage: Eukaryota; Metazoa; Chordata; Actinopteri; Perciformes; Liparidae. Gene Ontology annotation, cellular component: membrane. The record is from RefSeq and is a predicted model, not a curated record. The transcript is spliced from 3 exons.
UGUUGUUUUUCCCUUUGUGAGCUUAACAAGCAUUUCUGUGUUUCACUGCUUUAUUCACAUUAUCUUUUCCUUUGAUUUUGAUGAAAAAAAACGAAAACUACAGCGACCAGUGAAGCGUGAAGGACUUCCGGCCCUGAUCGCUGCGUUGAAGACCAAACAGCCAAUCGGCCAAUGAGCAGGAUCAUGUCUGCAGAAGUGGACCUGUCCCCUCCAGAGGUUCCUGAGCCCACCUUUCUAGAAAACCUGCUGCGCUAUGGGCUCUUUCUGGGGGCCAUCUUCCAGCUCAUCUGUAUCCUGGCUGUCAUCUUCCCCACAUCCAAGUCACAUGAACAGGAGGAGACUGAGUCCACUGAUGCCAAGGCCACCGAACAGAUGAAGAAGCCUAAAGGACUCGCACCGCAGACCCGACAGAAACCAAAGAAAGAGAGCAAGAAGAAGCGAUAGUGCUGUGUGUGUGUGUACGUGUGUGUGUGUCUGUGUGCGUGCGUGCAUGUUACCGGUUUGUGCGAAUGUGUGUAGAGUCAACAUUGGCAGUUACCAAUACAAUCAUCACUACAGGUAUACACUACAUGUAUAAAAUAUACAUGACGUGCAUUUAAUUUGAGACUCUUGAGAAUGGUCGUGAGCCCGUCACUUUCAAUACAAUAAUACAAAAAGCAAAUUGUCAUAUAUUGUAAUGCAGCCACGUAUUUUACAGGAUAUUUGUUGUGCAUUUAUCUUACAAAUUGAAUAUCCCUGAUUUAAUUGUUUUUGGAUUUCAACUUUCAAAUAAAUUUAUCAUCUAGUCCAUUUUGUCGGAUUGA